AUGUUCCAGGUGCCACGUCCAUCCGAUGCGGCAGCAAAGCCAGUUCGUGUCAUUUCAGAAGGAAUCCUCGGUGCCUACGGCGGUUCUAGCCCGAUUGGCUACACGUAUUCAAGCAGCUUGGUGCCAGUACUGCACAGUGCGAUGCCAUCCAGUGUGACUGCAGAUGACAACUUGACCUUGGUCAUUAGCAACAUUCGGACCUACAACUCGACGGGUUGGAUUCAGGACGUACAAGUGUUGUUGGGAGAGGACGCAGGCCAAUGCAAGGACUUGCAUGAGGUAUCGGAGGAACAGGGCAACAUCACGGUGAUCUGCAGGUUGGAGAACGCCCGGGCUGGAGAGCACGCCGUGCAUCUCAUCUCCAUCUCACAGGGGCAGGCGGACCCAUCUAAGGCUCCGACCGUGUCUGUGGAACCGGUGAUCGAGGAGGUGACUGGACUGCUCGGAUCUUUGGCUGGUGGAACUGUCCUCACCGUUGUCGGCGCCGGACUGCGUGGACUGACAUGCUCUGAUUUAUUGGUCGCCGGCGUACCGUGCACGGUGCCGGCGGCCAGCAACAUCCAGGUGAUGCUUCAGAACUCUAGCCUCGCAUGUUUGACUCCAAGCCUUGGCAGCUUCGAUGCAUCUACAAGUCCUGGCACUUGGACUGAUUCGAAUGCGCCUGUGACCCUAUCGCAGCCACCUGUGAGCGCGGCGACAGUACGGGCAACCUUCACCUAUGCAGCGAGCCAUACUCCACUGCUGUCUGGUGUCGAUCCGCCUUUCUACUCUGCGGCUCUGAGCACCACGCUGCAACUGAGCGGCAGUGGCCUGGAUUCCGCAGAUGGUGAAAUGGCUUUGCCCGUGGUGGGCUUUGGAUCGCGGACGGCUACGGUGACGGGACAGGCCAGCGCAAGCUUGGACAUCUGGCUUCAGAGGGCUGCACCGACUCCACCGGAGGAGGCCGUGACCAUUCCUAGCGCCUGGAUACCUGGAAAGGGCUUUGCAGCAGUGCCUCCUGGGGUGACCUUCGAGUCGCGUUUCGAGGUCACAGCAGUCAGUCCAACUAGUGCUUCGAAGGCUGGAGGUGUGGUCGUCACCAUCACGGGCGCAGGCUUCCACCCUUUGGGGGCCAACAGGCAUACGGUGACCUUCGAGCUACCUUCCGGUGCGUCCCGUCCUUGCGAGGUCUUGGGUGGCAGCCAGACCGAAAUCCAAUGCCGGCUGCAAGGAGGUGCCACGGCAGCAGCUCUUGCCUCCAUGGCAUCUGAAGACAGUGAUGCUGGAAGUGGGGGUCCAGUUGACAGUGGCUUCAUGCGGCGAUUGUCGGACAGGCCAAAUGGAAACAAAGAGCUGCGCUGUCAAGCAGGGGCUGAUGAUCACUCCAAGGUCCGCUGCUUCGCGUUCGCGCUGGCUCGGUCAGGGAGCUUGCGCUCGCUGCCCUCCAACACGAUGUCAGGUCGGGUCGACCAGGCCUUGGACUUCAUUCGUCGGGCAGAGGAAACAGGCGCCAACCAGCAGCUUGCUCCGGAUUUCGUGGACAACAGCGAUCCAGAUCUCGGAGCAGAGGAGCUCGUGCACGGCCCUGACACUUACGAAGGAGAGGUGGCCAGGCGAAUGGAAGCUUCUGCGCAGCCCGCUUCUUCAGACUUCGUAGGACUGCGACGAUGGGGAGUCGAAAGCGACGAGGCAGAAGACUUCCGAUUGGGCCAUCUUCGAGCAAGAGUAAACAAGGUGGCGACAAGGAGGCAAGCUAAAGUUAGCUGGACUUUGAGAAGGCUGGCAGCCGACGACGACAAUGACACAAACUCGACCGACGACGAGGAAGAAGAGGAAGAGCCUUUGGACCCUGUUGACACUACUGAAAGACUUCUUCUGCGCCUCUCUCUAAAUGGUGUCCGACCACUUUGCCGAGUUGGGGACGGCUGUGGCUUAAAUUUGACGGAUGAGUCUACGGCGGUGGUGACAUCUGUGACUCCUCGCAACGGCUCUUACGCCGAAGGUGUUGUUGUGACGAUUACGCUUGCCAGCCAGCAGAUGCCCGACAAUUUGCAGGUUUUCUUUGGCGUGCAUGAGUGCCCGAAUCCCAGCAUCAGUGCCGGACCACAAAGCAGCACAUGGGUGGUGACCCUCCCUGUUUGUGCUUUCGAAGCUUCUGACGUCCCGGUGUAUGUCUUGACGAGUACCGGGUAUGCUGCUCAGGCCUCGCCUCACACAGGUGCAGCUUUCAAGUUCCAGCAAUUCCUUCAACUCUUUUCCAUCAUGCCAGGUAACGGGUCCUUCUUCGGCGGGACGGUUGCAAACAUCACUGGCGCCGGCUUUGGCCCGACCCCGUCAACAAAUCAAGCAACUAUCGGCAAGGUGCCCUGUGAGAUCUUCUCAGCCUCUCACGACCAGCUCCUCUGCUACGUGCCAGCUGCUCCGGCUGAGCUUAUGGAUGCAGACGAUGUUGCGAGGACACAAAAUGUUACUGUCCACGUGGUUACGCCGGCACAGCCUCGACAACCAGGCUUGUGGGGCGAAUACUUCUUCUUCGGUCAGGGCAGCACAUUCCCCAACUUGAACGACCGAAUUCCUGACGUCGAACGCGUGGAUCUGACAGUAAACUUCCCGGAUUCUGAUGACAAGUGGGAGGGUCUACCAUCUCGCUACCAAUACGCUGUCAGGUGGACCGGCUUUUUGAGUAUUCAGGCUACAGGCUUUUACACGUUCUACCUCGGUUCGGAUGAUGGCAGCCUGCUGUACUUGAAUGGGGCCCUCGUGAUUGACAAUGACGGUCUUCAUGGAUUCCGAGAACGCAGCACUACAGAGACGCUCCUACAGGGUGGCAGCAUCCAUGCAGUGUCUGUGUUGUUCUUUCAGUCCGGUGGGGCCAGUGGCUGCGUGUUGAAGUACCAAGGACCAGACACCGGUGGUCAAAUAGUUGUCGUGCCAUCGACCGUACUAAGUCAUGCAAGGUACCAAGAGGCACCGGUGUUGUCCUACAUGUACGAUCGCCCAAUCACAGCGCCCACCAUCGAAAACCUGACAGAGUCAUCUCCGACUGAAUUGGUUUUGGAGGGUUACCGCUUUGGUUCAUCGCCGGGGAAAGUUGCUAUUGGGACGGCAAGCAAUCCAGACGCAAACUUCCAGUGUGUGCCGACGAGCUGGGAUGACGGAAGGGUUGUUUGCGAUCGUCCAGAGCUCCCGUCCGGUUCAUGGCAGGUUCGGUUGUACUCUGAAACGGAUGGCUGGUCGAAUCCGGCACCGUACCUACUUUGGGUACCCCUGACUGUCUCAUCGGUUGAGGCAAACGACAACUCUGUGGCCACGGAUUCUGCUGCGGAUCCAUGGGUGCUCAUCAUGAAGUUUGCCGACGGGGGCCUUCUAGGGUACGAUUCGGAGCUUUGGGGUAAUGUGGAGCUCCUCAACGAAGACUCGCCUGAAGGGGAGCCGGUGAAUGCCAAAUACCCGGCUUUCCUAAAUGUCCCAUUCACGCGACUGCGUGCCUGUGUUGGCAGUGCGCACGGCCAUUGUGUUCACCACAAGUUCGAUACACCUUGGUCCAGCGCCCUGGAGCUCUUCUCGGCCGGCUAUGUGCGGGACCACACAGUCGACCAAGCUGGAAUGGUCCAAGCCCUGGGUGCAAAGCCUGGCACGUACAGGGCCUGCCCGAUGCUCAUGCCUGGUUUCAAUGUGAACUGUCCCGGCAACAACAGGGCACGCUGGGGUUACUGUGCCAACUGCCCAAGCAAGACCUGCCGCGACGAGUCUCAAGCCGACGCUGCCAUUGGAAUCGGCCUGCGGGGAGAGGGCUCAGCCGCAGUUGGCGCAGGCUGGACGGACGCCUUCGCCCCCGGAGCUGGCUCAUGCUCUUACACCAGCGAGACAUCUCGAAACGUGUGGCUUUGGGUUACGAACACAAGUGCUACCCCGACAGGAGUGCUGCACAGCGGAUUCGGUGGCGGUGUGAACAUGACCGUUCGCGGGACUGGACUCGGCUUCGCCGCUGCUCAGACCAAGAUAUCGGUCUGUGGGGAGGAUUGUCCAGUCAGCACGAGUGAUGGGUCCUCUGCCACCUGCACUGUGCCUGCAAUGACCAAUCUUGACUUGGUGGAUGCCCAGCCAGAUUCUUUUCCAACAGUUGACUUGGCACCUUCCGCUGCGAAAUUUUACACUGAUCGUGGGGAAGCAGAAUCCACCUAUGCUCGUUUGGCCUUCACGUCGACUGUGGAUAGACAAGUAGAUCUGCCGAACACACGCAGCGACUGUUGGUUUGCUUUUGAGUUGCCACCAAGUAAAGAAGCCAUCAUUACAGCAGUUGACUUUUUCCCUCCAACCGAUCCACACAGGAGGCAGAAGGUGGCAGAGUCAGUGUUUGAAAUGCGUAGUUUUUCUGGCAAUAUUUCCUGGGAGGAGAUUGGGAGCGUGAGAGACACGGUUCAGACAGGGUGGUCCAUCGCACAAGGGUGGACUUCCUACCCUGUGAAUGGUUCUGGGCCGAAUGGUACGGCCAUAGGUCAGGCAUUCCGCGUGCGAAUCCUUCCAGAUGCCUGCAGCUCCCUCGGUGAGCUGAUGAGAGGUGUCCGCUUCAGGGGCAUCUUGCUGAACACUGGCGAUGCAAGUGCUUGUCCGAUCGAAGUAGAACACAUCUCACAUCCGCUGGCUUCCUCCACAGGUGGAUCCGCAUGGCUUCCAGUGCAGCUGUCUUACAGCUUGGAGCGGACACCCAUCCUUUCGUCCAUGACUCCGCAGCGUGGCACGGCUCGCGGUAACACGCUCGUGACUCUUUUGGGUGAAGGGCUCGAGCCGUUGGACUCGGCGGGUUCGCCUGUGUCAGUGACAUCAGAGAAUGCCCAGAUAUUGCUAAAUACGUACCCCUGCAUCCCACAGGAGAGCAACAUGUCUGCACUCAGCUGUAUCACAAGCGAGCGAAACAACGGCAUCCAGCCUCCUUCGACAGUGCUGUGGCUCGCCGGAAGAGGAUAUGCCAUCAUCUCCGAAAGAGCAGAGGACACCGUCUUCAGGUAUGUUGAUAGGUGGAGCAACGUCUUCAGCUGGUUAGAAUCAGAACCACCCGUCGACGGUGACAGCGUUGUCGUGCCUGAAGGUCAAGCAAUUAUGUUGGAUCAGGACUCGCCGCAACUCUUCUUGUUGCUCAUCAGUGGUUACUUCGAGUUUGACAGAAAGGAUCUGAAACUGGAUGCAACUUAUAUCUGGAUUUCCGGAGGAACGUUCUGGGUAGGCAGUGAAGAGGCACCAUUUUUGAACCAGGCAACGAUUACACUGCAUGGAGAUCGCUGGCACACAAUUGAGCUUCCUGUCAUUGGCUCCAAGAUGCUUGCCGUCACAGACCUUGGAGGAUUCGGAACCUGCGCUGCCAACCACCAGAUGACCGUUCGCCUCUCGGCACGCGGGAAGCACUACGUGGACCCGUGUCCGGUAAAGCUGGUAGGAAGGAUGGAGCUACAUGGCCGGCCGAGUGUUUCCUGGACGCGACUGGUGGAGACAGCGAGUGCAGGUGCUACCCUCCUUAAGCUCGAGGAGCCGGUGGACUGGGAAGUUGGAACGGAGAUGAUCAUCACCCCAAGCAACAGGGGUCAGGACGAGGUUCGCAGGGUGAAGAGCGUUCAGGAUGAUGGCUACACUGUGGAGUUGGACAGCCCCUUAAGAUGGGAGCACUUGGGAAUCUGGUACUUCAAUGAUGAAAUUCCCACACCGACGGAUCUGCGUGCAGCAGUGGGACGGUUGAACAGGAAUGUGAAGGUACAAGGUGAUGAGAGGUCACUGGGUUAUGGAAACGCUUACAUGUUCGGCGUUCAUGUUGGUGCCUUCCAUGGUGGUGUUAUGCGAAUCGAGAACACCGAAAUUACCCGGUCUGGACAGGCCGCCAACUUCGGACGCUACUCCUCCCAUUGGCACGUGCUGUCCCCCCACAGAACCGUGGAUGUGGCCGACAUUGCUUACUUGCGGAACAACUCCUACCACCGGACCUUCCAGCGAGCGGUAGUGGUGCACUCCACCGAUUUCGCAAGGGUGGAGCACAACGUGGCAUGGAAGACCAAAGGACAUUCCUACUUUACUGAGGCCGGAGACGAGGUCUUCACGUUGUACAACCACAACCUGGCGGUGCAUCCUCUGCAGCACCCGCUGCUUCUGGAUGAUGACAUGGAUCCUGCCGGUUUCUGGAGUCCCGGAUUCACCGGGUGGCACCGAUCCAAUCUGGCUGCAGGCUGCCAUCGCGGCUGGCGUGUGCGCUUGAUCUCGGGCCCAGCAGGGUCACAGACGGACCUGACAUUCUUCAACAACUCGGCCCAUGCCAGUGGAUUCGGGUGGCAUUUAAAGCCCCCUCAUGCUCCCCCAACGUUGAAUGUGUUUCAAAAUUUCACGGCCUUCCGCUGCUCAACGGGCAUGUUCUACUAUGGUACCGGAAACAUAUUCCACGAUGACCACAGGUUCAUUGAGUGUGGUACCGGCCACUUCAUGAACCAUCUCAGCAACGGACCGCAUACAGCACCUUUCUAUCACAACCUGGUGUUGGUGGGCAACAUCGAUCAAAAUCCCACCUUCUCACGUGGUGGAGUUGGUGUCAGAGGACCCAAAGACAACGAAUACUUCUAUGUCUCGGGACUGACUGUAAUCAACUAUUUCCAGUCGGCUGUGCUCCACGGCUGCUUCGAGACAACUUGCACGAUGAGAUACGAACGGAUCCGGUGGUUCAACUCGACCCGGCGCACCUUCGGUUAUUCCGGUCAAUCUGGAAUCUACUGGGACAUGGAUGGAACUUUAACUGGCUACACAAAUGGCUUCGUGUCACUCAAUUACGAGUAUAUGCACUUCCCUGGAAUUUGCUCCGUCGUUGAUGAGCAUGUGAACGGUGUUAUGUGUGGGGCAUCAGACGGCUCAGUGCGAGUGAGACGCCUCCUGGCAAAUGAGCAGCAACCUUGGCAGCUCGACGGAAAAUUGAUGAAUGUUCGAACGUCGGCUGGGUUCGACCAAGUGAAGUACGACACGAAGAAGCUCAGUGGUUGGCCGGUUAUCGUGCUUGAGAAUGAGACUUUCGACAUGCGCGUCGAUGAUCCAAAUGAUUUCCAAGAGCUGGCUUUCCUGUAUUCUACCCGUCCUUAUGUCAUGGAAAGCCUGGGGUACAUAUACAACCAGACCACACCUAUGGACGAAUCGAUCAUUGUGCACGUGAACUUCACAGACUGGCGUGAUCAUUAUGACGCUGAUGCGUCAACAGCGCUUCGGCUGGACCGCAUGCCCACACGAGAUGACCCAUUCGGUUCGCACUCGAUGAUGCUGUGGCAGGACCAAUGUGAUGAGUUCAACCUGACAGACGAGGUGUCGGACAAGUGUGGCGUCUACGUGAAUGACACUGGCCUGGCGUUGAAGGCGGAGAUUGACAGCCAGCCCACCGUAGACAUGGUGCACGGUCGCUUGACGACAGUUUUUACAAUGAAGGUGCAGGAGGGCACGCCCGGUGGCUCCUUCAGGAACAAAUUCUUUCCUCGAGAGUGCCCGAAGAGUGGCUGCCCGCAACCGAACGUUGUGGGACCAGGAGGACUUAGGCCACUCAGGCGCUGGUCAGAUCCGGAAGGCUGGCCUGAUGGCAAGCUGCCUGGGGAAAUGGAUAAUGUCGUUCUUCCACCCGACGACAAUGUGCUGCUGGACAUCGAGACGCCCAAGCUGCAUUGGCUUGAUGUUCAAGGGCGUCUGGAGUUCGACCGCACGGUGAACACAACCCUGCAUGCUCACUCGGUCAAGGUUUGGGGCAUCUUCGAAAUGGGCACGGCAGAAGAGCCCAUACCUCCGGGGGUCAAAGCGGAGGUGGUUCUGUGGGGCGAUGAGCAGUCGAUCACCGUCAUCAUGGUGGAAGGCCUUUUCUUGGUCAACAAGGUCAUCGCGGUGCUUGGGCAAUUCUCUGCCGUUGGAAGUCCGAGCGUCCACAGCCAGGCGUGGACGCGACUUGCUACAACUGCUUCGGAAGGCGCAAGAGAACUCACGCUUCGUGGAAAUCAAAGUGACUGGCCGAUGGGAUCCCAGAUUGCGAUCUCGGCAACGGAGUUCCCUCAGCCUCCGGCUACGACGGAAACCGAGGUGCGCCAAAUCGCCAGCAAGCCAGUUUAUGAUGCUGUGUCAGAUACAACGACAUUCAGCCUGGACACGAACCUUACAUUCCGUCACUUCGCGGGGGUCGUGGACAGCAGCGCAGAAAACACCCAAUGGCCUCGACCAGUUCUCGCUGCCGCCGUUGCGCUCCUGGACGGUCGAUCCAACGUCGUCCUGCGCACUGGAGAGGCAGACACCGACCAUGGAGGCGAACUUGUCAUCGCUGGAUCAUCAGACGGCAGAUGGGAAGGAAUUGCCAACGUGAGCAACAUAGAUUUCGUGAAGAUGGGCAAGCAUCUCUACCAAGCGCCGGCUUUGAAGUUCAAUUUCUUAGGGGGACAGAACAACAUGUCCUCUGUGGAAAAUUGCGUCUUCAGCCACUCGCAGUCUGGUGCCAUCGAGGCCAACCACGUGUCCCAUUUGCGCAUUGUGCAGAACGUGUUUCACCGGACAUUCCGGAGCGCCGUGUGGCUCCGUGACACCUGCCGGCAUGACUCGAUCGUACUGUACAAGAAUAUUGCAAUCGAGACCUUCCGGCAUCCGCGGGAGAGUCGAGACUGGAUCCGACAAUUCGGUUCCUUCUUCCUGGAGGUGCGUCCAGGAGAGUUGGUGGGCAACGUUGCUGCAGGUUCCACGGACACUGGCUUUAUCCUGCGGCCUCAGCUGCAGACUUGCCAGAAGGGCGACGCGGGCACGGCCAAGUUGCAGCAGGACGAGAUGAACGAGGCAGUUGCCGCGAUGACCGGCAUGUUCAUCCUGAGCGGCUGCCAGGGGACCUGCAACGAGUGCGCUCAGAUUCACGGUCUUGUGGCCUGGAAGAAUGCACAUGCAGGCAUUAUCACCGCGGAGCAAACAGCGAAUGUCAGGUUGGACACAGUCCUUGUGAGUGACAACCACAUCGGAGUCACGAUGCGGUUCCUCCGACCCACGACAGACAUGGAUCACCGAGUCUACUCUUACAACAUGACGGUCUUUGGAUCCACUGCUGCCUCUACUUGUGCAGCAUCUAUUGAUUGUCGUGCUUACGGUGAAGAAGACACAGUCGGCGAGACCUGCAACUCAGUGAUUGGCAGCGCCUACCGCAGGGUUGGCAUCAUGACGCACAUGAUCAACAAGAUUCCGAAGCUAUGCGAGGCGGGCAAGCCCGGCCCAGCCUGUCGUCCACCAACGCUGCCCCUGAAGUUGUGUGUCAUGCCAUGGGAGCACCGGAUAGGCAGCCUCGGUUCUCGAUACUCAGAGGCGCAUUGGGAUGGAAUCACGUUUGGACAUUUCGCUGCCGACGACUGUGGAAGGCCUUCCAUAAGUUUCACGUACAAUCCCACCAACGUCGACACCGCGUUUCCGCAGUUGUUCUCCGAAGUCAACUGGCUCCCAUCUGUGGAGGCCACCGCGCGAAUGUGGAUCGGCGAGUCCAGCAUCACUCACAACAAGGUUCGGCUGACCGGAGAUCUCGAUGGUGCAAACCAGAUGACUCUGACGGAUGUGGAUGGUACACUCCUGGGAUCGUCGCAAGCGGAUGGAUCUUUGGUCACCGUCUACAAUCCGGGGCUGGCAGAGCAAAGCUGCACGGAAUUUGGUGGCAGCUACUACAGCUGUCCUGAUCUGCGGCUGCGCUACAUGACCUGGGAGGCAGUUGGAGGUCCAUCCCACCGUGUCCUCAGCAAGUUCAAGGCCUGGAGAGCCUCCGAUGACCGCUCUACUUGGUCUGCGGGUCCACAGCCUGACAAGGGUUGCAUUCCUGACGAAGCUGAGCAAGACCGAAACUGGAAGAUUCGUCCAAAUGACAUGUACAACCUCACCAUGUUUACAUCUCCACCAAAGCACCAUCGAUUGUUCUGGUUCAACGACAACCAGGACGAAGCGAUCCGACUUGACAUCUUCUUGACCCAGCCAUUCAGACUGGAGGUUUAUGUUGAUGGCGCCCUCAUGCCGGAAGAUUCCUACGACACUGCCAAGCUGGAGCCUCCGCGAUUGCCGGAGCUCUCCGAUGCGCAUGGGUCCUAUGCCUUCGAUCCGCACGCGCGUCGCUUCUAUGUCAUUAUGAAAGGUGGAGUUUUUGGUGGUCGCGCUGCCACGAGGGGCGGUGGCUUCAUCCUGCUGCGCCUUCUGCAGGUGGUUCAGAUCUCAAUGACCGUGGCCGUGCCUUUCAGCACCUUCGACGGAGAUGCCGUGAUCAACAACGUGGCAACGCUGCUGCAGAUCGACCCCUCGCGCAUCAAGAUCGUCUCUGUGCAGAGCAGAGCGGAAGUUGCUGCCCAAGGAGGACGUCUGCUGCAGGCUGAUGACGGAGUGUCUCUAAUCUUCCAGAUCGUGGAGCCGAAUCCAGAGCCCGUGCCUGGAGAGGCUUUCUCUGAGUCUGGAGCCCCGCCUCCGAAUGGUUCUUCCUGGGAAGACGUGGUUCCGGCGGCCCCAGAACCAAACGAGACAGCCCAGAACCAGACCACAGGAGAGGACUCCACAGAGAACGCCUUUGAGUACAGCGAGCAGGGCCUUCAAGAGUUAGCAACUCUGGUGCAGGUCUUGCAAAAUGCUUCGGAAACCGGGGCCUUGUCACAAGCCCUGAACGCAGACGUCAUCAUCGAGAGUAUCGAGCUGACGGAUACCACUCAGCCCGAGGCUGGACGCCUGAAGCAGUCUUUGAUCUGUCAGUCUCUUUUGCCAGGGCUCCAUGGCCCUCGCUCCACGCUCCUGCUUGCUCCCUCCGGCUCUCUCUCGCGUCUCUCUCUCUCUCUCUCUCUCUGUCUCUGUCUGCGUCUCGCCUAG
Messenger RNA from Symbiodinium sp. CCMP2592, 10833 nucleotides. The record is from the annotation of a GenBank genome assembly. NCBI's taxonomy places the organism in Eukaryota, Dinophyceae, Suessiales, Symbiodiniaceae.